Messenger RNA from Anguilla rostrata (American eel), 2102 nucleotides. Its product is annotated as homeodomain-only protein-like. Gene Ontology annotation, cellular component: nucleus. The record is from RefSeq and is a predicted model, not a curated record. Lineage: Eukaryota; Metazoa; Chordata; Actinopteri; Anguilliformes; Anguillidae. Gene Ontology annotation, molecular function: DNA binding. Gene Ontology annotation, biological process: cell differentiation; regulation of transcription by RNA polymerase II. Bases 286 to 528 code for a protein of 80 amino acids. The transcript has 2 exons.
AGGGAGGGAUCUGUGAAAACGGAUUGCGAGUUGCUUGUAGUCUGUUCAGUGACCUAUUCAUUCACACGGUGCUUCAUCUGAGUAAUGCGUGCGCUUUCGUGUUCAGCCUGUCUUCAGCAGAAUUAGUGAUUGUCCUCAUUUUGUUUCCUUGGUGUCGUUAAUUGCAGGAUAGGAGCUGUCAUUUGGACGGAAACCAAAGUGCGAAGUGCCAAUAAUUUGGAGUAGCCUCGACAACACGCAAACUACCUCCGAUAGGCUACAUUUGAGAGGGAAACAGCGCGUGAAAUGGCUUCGAAUGGGGAAAACGAAGAUUCUGUGGUGAACUUGGAUCUAACGAAGGAGCAAAUCGAACAGCUGGAGGAUAACUUUAUGAGAGUCAGCAAGCAUCCAGAUGGGACGACUCUCAUGAUAAUCGCGGCAGAGUGCGGACUGUCCGAAGAAGAUGCAGCAAAGUGGUUCAGGAUGCGCAACGCUCAGUGGAGGAAGUCCGAGGGCCUGCCGGCCAAACUGGGAUCGGUGAUGGACUGAAGGAGGAUGACGGGGGGCCCGCCCCAUUGGCUGACUGCGGCAGAGGGAGGAGUCAGCGCCAUUUUCCCCUUUUCCUUCCUCUUUCUUUACCUAUCCGAAACCAGGGACGUGCAGUGAGGGCAGGCAAGAUGGCCCCCUCCUACCUUGUGAAAAAGCUAGAGAGAAAAAAAACGACAUAAUUAAAUUGCUGUGAUAUUUGUUCCUUGCAUUUGCUAUGCAUUUCCUGCACAGUGUAAAGGGUUUUUUUUUUCUUCACUCAUACAAGUAUUGUGCUGAGGUGUGUGGCUUUGAAGGCAAUGGGUAGGAUGUGCCCCCUACAGGCAGAGAUGUUUAGUGCACUUCCAUCAGUUUUUCUCACAGGAGUCCCCCCCCCCCCCCCCCCCGCUGGUACACAUGCACUCUUAUUUCCUGUAAAAUGAAGGAGGGAGGUCAGGUGACACACUUCAGCGGCCACAUCCUGCACAGUUCCUCUUGCCAAAAAAGAAAACUUUUUUUUUUACUCAGCCCAAAAUAGAGUGUUGCCACCUAAAAUGACAGAUGUGUUUUCCGUGUCCAAGCUGAGGUCAUGCCUGCAGUCUGGGGCUGCAAAGUCCGGCACACUGGGAACUAAUCCAGCGCUUAACUCCACUCUGGGGGUCACUGUCUCUGUCUGCAGUGGACUCACAUGCACACUGAGCACACAAAUGUGUGUUUAUGAUGCAUGUAUCUCGCCUAUGGCUAUAUUAUAUGUAAAAAAUGCUGUUUAUUUAGGCUUCUGAGAGGCUUAUUGAGUAAGUGUGUUUCCCAUGACAACAGAUUGGGCCCUAAAGUAACAGGCUGAAGGCUCAGCCAUUAGGACAUAGGGCCAUGGUAACUGGGCUACAGGUGUGUAUGUGUGUGUGUGGGGGGGGGGGGGGUUAGCCUUAGCCACACCAGUGGUAGCAUCAGUUAAGUUGGUCACACCUCUUGUGUUAUGACUACCUUAGUUCCUAAUACGGGACAUCCAGAGUUAACCAGUUGCCAUUAGUGCGCGCACACACACAUACUCACACACACACACAUGCACAGGCCACAUACACACACACACACAUGCACACGCACAUACACACACGCACACGCACACGUACACGCACACACACACACACACACGCACACAUACUCACUCACACACAUGCACAGGCCACACGCAUGCACGCACACACACAGGCGCACACAUGUACACACACACUUUCCUGAUAUUGAUAAUAUAUUUAACUUCAAUAUAUUGCAUCGUAUGUUAUUUCUGUAAGGGUAACAGUGAGUGUCAUUAAUAGUGGAAAAAAUGUUGAUAAAAUGUGAUAGAAUAUUAAUCUUUAGGAUGUAAUAUGAUAUCUCACGUCCACCAUAAUUCUUUGGUUGAGCUGCCAUUUUUCCAAGAUAUUUUUUCCUCUGGGGAAAUCUGGGGUGUCCGGAAGGAAUUGUAGGUAACAUUAGCAAUUGUUUUAAUGUAUGUGAAAUGUGCUGGACAUUAUCAGGCACCAUUGCAAGUAGAAUUUUGUUGUUAUUGAACUUCUGUGCAAUUCUUUCAAUAAAAUAUUGUUUUACCAGCAGAAAAA